Malania oleifera is the source of this 1308-nucleotide messenger RNA. Its product is annotated as probable aspartic proteinase GIP2. Lineage: Eukaryota; Viridiplantae; Streptophyta; Magnoliopsida; Santalales; Ximeniaceae. Bases 1 to 1308 code for a protein of 435 amino acids. Gene Ontology annotation, biological process: proteolysis. Gene Ontology annotation, molecular function: aspartic-type endopeptidase activity. The record is from RefSeq and is a predicted model, not a curated record. The transcript has a single exon.
AUGGCUUCCUCCUUCCACCUUCUACUCCUUUCCUUCCUUCUCCUCUUCUCCUCCUCCUCCUCUGAGGCCAAAACAUCCUCCCAACCGCGCGCCCUCAUCCUUCCAGUCUCCAAGGACUCUUCCUCUCUCCAAUACCUUACCCGCAUACACCAAAGAACUCCUCUUCGCCCCAUAACUCUAACCCUCGAUCUUGGCGGCAAAUUCCUUUGGCUUGAUUGCGACCGAGGCUACGUCUCUUCCUCCUAUCGCCCCGCCCGAUGUGGCUCCUCCCAAUGUUCGCUAGCUCGGUCUGGUGGGUGUGGCGACUGCACCCCUCCUGCAAGGCCAGGGUGCAACAACGACACUUGCUCCGUCCUCCCGGGCAACACAGUGACUCAAACCGGCACCAUGGGUGAACUUGCCGAAGACACCAUAUCUAUUCAAACGACUGACGGAUUCAAUCCCGGACGGGCUGUGUCAGUGCCCCGAUUCCUCUUCUCUUGUGGUGCCACAUUUCUCCUAAAGGGGCUUGCCAAAGGUGCCAAGGGCAUGGUUGGGCUUGGAAGGACAAAAAUGGCUCUUCCUUCACAAUUUGCUUCCUACUUUGGUUUUCAUAAAACAUUUGCUGUUUGCUUGAGUUCCUCCGCAAGAUCCAACGGGGUCAUCUUCUUUGGGGAUAGCCCAUAUAAUCUUCUCCCAAAUGUUGAUGCCUCCAAGUCCCUUGUCUACACCCCUCUCUUCAUCAAUCCAGUAAGCACCGCACCAGCUUACUUCGAAGGAGAGCCCUCCUCCGAGUACUUCAUUCAUGUCAAGGCCAUCAAGAUCAACGGCAAAGUCGUGCCGCUAAACACAACAUUGUUGUCUAUCAACGCAGAUGGCAUUGGGGGGACAAAGAUCAGCACAGUCAAUCAAUACACUAUCAUGGAGACUUCCAUAUACAAGGCAGUGGCCAAGGCAUUCACAAAGGAGCUUCGAAACAUCACUCGAGUGACACCAGUAGCUCCUUUCGAGGAGUGCUUUAACUCGAAGGGGAUCAUAAGCACACGCGUGGGGCCAUCAGUGCCUUCUGUGGACCUGGUGCUACAGAAAGAGAGUGUCUACUGGAGGAUAUUUGGAGCAAACUCAGUGGUGCAGGCUAAGGAUGAUGUGCUGUGUUUAGGAUUUUUGGAUGGGGGCAGGGACGCUAGGACUUCCAUUGUGAUAGGAGGACACCAAAUAGAGGACAAUCUUCUGCAGUUCGACCUAAAAAAGUCUAGACUUGGGUUCAGCUCUUCCCUUUUGUUCGCCCGAACUACCUGUUCCAACUUCAACUUCACAUCGAAUGCUUGA